GGACAUCAACAUCCACCAACACAACACACAGCACACAGGACUUGGCAUCAUGAAGUGGAGAAGGAAGACAGCAAAGUGGAGUUCAAGUGUCCGCACUGUCCCACACGAACUUUUGUGACGCAGGACGGCUAUAAUAACCACGUGUCCAGCAUGCACGAGGGAGUGAAGCCGUACGCCUGUGCCACCUGUGGAAAGCGCUUUGCCUACCAACACAGCCUGCGCAACCACUACGCCCUGCAUGAGCCACCCAAGGAGGAGCGUGAGUACCCGUGUCCAACAUGCGGCAAAGUGUUCACCCAUCCCAGCUCCCUCAUCUACCACCGGGACUCCUCACACAACAACGGGCGUGUGUUCGUGUGCCACCUGUGCAACUCGACCUUCAAGCACAAGCAGUUACUCCAGAGGCAUUAUAGUGUUCACUCUGAGGAGAGGCCCUACGUGUGUGAGGUCUGCAACACAGCCUUCAAGACACGGGGCAAUUUGUACAACCACAUGAACACUCACACGGGUCUCAAGAAGUUCACCUGCGAGAUCUGUGGCAAACAGUUCAACCACCUCACCUCUCUCACCCUCCACGUCCGCUCCCACACCGGUGAGAAGCCAUUUAGCUGCAACUACUGUGGGAAGAGAUUCACCCAAAAUGGUAACCUUCAAGAACACAUCCGCAUCCACACAGGAGAGAAGCCCUACUGCUGUGAGACGUGCGGCAAGAAGUUCACCACCUCCUCCCAGUUUAAGCUGCACAUGAGGAGGCACACUGGUGAGAAGCCAUUCAGCUGUACCAUCUGCAACAAGUCCUUCCUGAAUCGAGAGGCGUGGCGUGCUCACCUCAGGAAGCACAACGGAGAGAAGCCGUACGUGUGUAAUGUGUGCACCAAGAGCUUCAGCGAACUAUACACACUCAAGAAGCACGUCCGUAUGCACACUGGAGAGAAACCGUACAUGUGUAAUAUUUGCGGCAAGGCUUUCAGCGAUGCCUCAAACCUCCACAAGCACCGCCGAGGCCACAGAGAGGACGAAGCUUGGCUCCUGCAACCCACAGGCACCUUCGAGACAACUCAAGGCGACCAACGCAUCAUCUACAUCCUCUCGGACAAAGACGACAGUGAUGCACUCCGAGCCCUACAAGCUGUGGAGGCUGAGAUCACCGAGGACUCGCAGCACCAGACACACCACCUUGACAACCUCCCGGAAGGCGCCACACAGAUGCUGCAGCUCAACACUGAAGGAUUCACUCUCGGCCCCUACAAUCAACCCUCUGCUGUCACCUCCGCCACAGCUUCCGUCUCAGUCUCCUCCUCCUCCACGUCCUCCUCCGCCCCCUCCUCCUCGACUGUCAUGCUGCAGGAAGGCUCCACUAAUUCCUCCGAUAGACAGAUGCAGAUCUUCGCUAAUGAGGAGGGGCAGUCGGUCAUUCCUGUCAUCAACUCAUCAGGGGAGACGAUAGGGGAGGUGCAGGGACACUUCCUUUCUGGGCAUCCAGACAACAGCACACUUGGCUCCAUCGCAUCAGGGGGAAACACACUUGAGAUAACACUGAAGGAUGGGCAGCCACUCAGCCUUGUCAUACCAGAGGGCGAGGACCCCACACUCUAUGUACAGAGGGCGCUGGAGUCUGCCGUCAUGACCCAGCAGCAGUCACAGCACCAGGGCAGCACACGCACACCUCAGACUGGCUCAAGGUCAUCUGUGGCAAGUGUGUCUGGAGCUUUAGCAAUGUCAAAUGUGCCCUCUGGAUCUCAGCACUCGACGUAAUUGUGUGUGUGUGUGUGUGUGUGUAUAACCGAGUGAAUUUCUCGUCCAAAAACCAAGUUGAAAAUAUAUAGACCAAUGUUCUCCUUUAUAUUCCAAGAUUACUUAUGGCUACAAAAGUGGGAGACAUUCUUAAGUCAUCCAAAAAUGUAUAAUGGAAAAUAAGAACGUUAAAUGAAGCGACCAAUGAUAGACCAAUGAUAAACUGUUUCUCUGUGAUAACUCCACAAGAAAGCAAAGUAACUGGUAUGCAAUAAAUGGAAGAUUUGUGUGACUGUUUCUUCUUUCUUUUUUUGUGGAAAACAUUCUGUACAACAUGGCAUCAGUUUUUUUGGGUAGCUGUACACUCUUCCUCCUAACACAAAACCUGUACUAGUGUCUCCAGGAAUCUCAAAAGCAGUGCUAUCUAGAGGAAGUUGCUGGAUGACAAUGAACCAAAAUGAAUAUUAUAAAAGUUCCUCCUCUUUUGUAAUGCAGAGUUAGAAAAAUGUAGGUGAUUUAGGUAAUUUCAAGCCAGUCAGAUUAUGGUUACAAAGAAAGGGAUAGAGCUAUUUAUAAGGAAUAUAACCAAAUGUAUUUAAAUAGUUAUUAGUUCCUAUUGGUUUCAUAUUGUUAAGUUCAGAUGGAGUAAAUCUUAUAUAAAAGUAAAAUCUCA
Molecule: messenger RNA, 2407 nt
Organism: Portunus trituberculatus (swimming crab)
Lineage: Eukaryota; Metazoa; Arthropoda; Malacostraca; Decapoda; Portunidae
Product: zinc finger protein OZF-like
Exons: 11
Coding region: 151-1755 (534 amino acids)
Biological process (GO): regulation of transcription by RNA polymerase II
Molecular function (GO): DNA-binding transcription factor activity; RNA polymerase II cis-regulatory region sequence-specific DNA binding
Source: RefSeq, a predicted model, not a curated record